UACUCACAGCAACCCGCAGGAGAGUAGGUGGAGUCUCGCUGUUUUUGAGCUCUGGACAAGGACAGACUACAGCUGUAGGAGAGCCUUUCUGCUAUCGCCUCUGCUGCUGCACUGCAAGGCUCAUGUUCCAGGAUUGUACCCCUUGAGAUAUGAGCAAGACAUCUUGGGAGAUACAGCCCUCCUUAUCCUACAAGCAGUUAAACUAAAACCAACACCAUCUUCAAUAUUUUCCACGGGAAGGAGUUUUCAGCAGAACAAUAAUGGAUCAGCACGAAUUUCAGACUGUGAUGGCAGACAAGGUGCAGGUGACCGGAGCUGGGGAGGAUGAGGCAGGUUCCGCGGUCAGCGCCUUGACCAUCCUGGCUCUUCUGGAGAGGGUGGCUGGGAUCAUCGACAAUGUGCAGGCGUGUCAGCAGCGUAUGGAGGAGCGGCAGUUAGAUCUGGAGAACUCUAUGAAGACCAUUCAGAUCGACAUCCUCAAGCUGGCAAAGGAUCACUCCACCACUGGAACCACAGUGGACAAGCUGCUGGAGAAGACCCGCAAGGUGAGCUCUAAUGUUAAGGAUGUUCGGCAGCGUGUGGAGAAGCAGAAUGCCCGCGUCAAGAAGGUGGAAGCCACACAGGAGGAGCUACUGACGAGGAACAAGUUCCGGGUAGUCAUCUACCAGGGGGAGACAGAGAUACCUUCCGUUGCUAUUACGAAAACUCCCAAGGGAGGCUCAGUGAGGAAUGCCAUUGAGCCUGAAACCAAUGACCCUCCUCCAGAUCUGUCUUCCGAUGAGGAAUACAUGGUGGUUGAGGAGGCCGACUCCUCUACUGGAGCUCGGCUUAAGAAAAUGGGCAUGAGGCGCAUUGACAGUAUCAAGAAGGCCUUCUCGAAGGAGAACAUGGUGAAGACCAAGCAAAACCUGGGCACCAAAGUGAACCACAUCAGCACCCGGAUAGUGACGCCAGAGCGCAGAGAGAAGAUCCAGCAGUCCAAGGAGAGGAUAAAGCAAUCUAGUGAGAGGCUGAAGGAAUCCAUCUCCAAAGCAGCCCCCACCAAGGAGUCCUUUAAGUUCACCAUCAAGAAAGAUAAAGAGAGGACUAUAGCAGAAGGGCAGGAGGGAACCCAAGGGGCUCUGGCAGAACAAGCUGCCGCUGAGGCAGGGGCAUCCACACAGCCCCCUAAAGCGAGCAGGAAGACAAGCCUAGAUGUCACCUACACUGAGGUGGUCACAGAGGUGAAGCAGGAAAGCAGCACUACAGAGCUGGCAGUACCACACCGUGAAGAUGGCAAACUUGUCUACACUGAAACAAUCGUGGCUGCAGUUGAAGAUAGCAAAGGGGAGCAGGCAGAGGCAGAUGUAAUGGAUAUGAAGCAACCAUCCUAAGCAUCCAACCUUUGGAAUGAAAUAGGCACCUCGCAUGAAUUGUACAAUUUCAGAAAAGUUCAAAUUUGCGAUGUAGUACAUAAUGUUUUUUUUGUUGUUGCAUAUUGAACAUUCAGGGGCAUUAUGUCUCAUUUCUUUUUCUUGAGAGGGUGGGGGGUUAUUAGCUAUUUUGUAAGCUUGAAGGGUCAUGGGUAGAAGUAAUCCUAUAGUUGCAGGCCAACCACAUUUAGCAACCCACCUAAAUAUGUGGUAUCCCAGAAAUCUGAAAUACAGACGCCCUGUAGAUUAUUCUGAAAUGUUUUAUAAAUGAUAAAAUGUGGUCUGUGCAGGUAGUUUUUUUGGUGUUUCAUGAAGUCAAAGCAUUAGACUGCCAGAAGCUUGGUUGGUUUACCAAAGACAUCCAAGUUGCUCCAGUUGAUUUUGCAAUAACCUUAGGCUAGUGGGAAAUGUUGUCCCUGAGCAGCAGUGCCAUCUUACAGUGGCCGAAUGAGGUUUUGAAGAGGUUUACAGCAUGGUGUCAAUUGUUAUGAUGAAAAGCAGGAAGUGAAGUGUAAAGAUGUGACUGUUAUAAAGGAUUUAGGCAGAUGCAGGUUUUUAACUUUUUUUUCUAGCCUCAGUAUUUCAUGGUACAAUAAAAACCACACAUUAAAUGGAUUCAAAAGAACUCGGUCAGCUGGUCUCUUUAGAGUAUCUUAAAUGUAUUUUCAUGGGAAAGAAACAAACCUUAGAUUAGGUGGAUUACAUGAAAAACAAGUAGAACAGGUUUGAUACACAAUAAAAAAAUAAAAUGUUUGAUAAUUUGUAUAUUUUCAAGUGAAAUGUAAUCCUUAAACAUUUCUUCUUGUUCUGUGUGUGUAGCCAAAUACAGCUGUCAGGUUUUAGUAUUAUCACACACAUCUGUCACUCGGCUGUUUCUGGGCAGUUUAUGUCAAAGUAUAAAAGUACUGGUAAAUAGCAGUAGAGUUUAUUUGCUAGUUUUUCUUUUUUUUGUUCAACCUGUUAAUAUAGGACCCACUUACUGUAAUAAAGAGUGACGUUUUGCAUGAAUUGAAAAACAUUUAUCUAUAAUACUGUAUCUUUCCACCCAAGUGUAAAUUAUGUCAAAAGUCCUUGGUGAAUGAAUGAACUCCUUUGCAGCUAAAGUUUAUUUUGAAAAGCUAUACAUUUCUUAAUUUGAAGGAAUAGCAUGCUUUAAAACACAGUGCUUUAACCCUGUAAACAUGUUUGUUAAAUAGCUUAAUUUAUACUAGUGUGGGGUUCGUGUCCACUUCAUCAGCUCAUGUUAAUGUGACAUUUUCUGUAAUACUGGUAUUUGUAUUUAAAUCUGCUUAUGAUAUAAUAAAAAAUAAAUUAAGAAACUUUA
Molecule: messenger RNA, 2736 nt
Organism: Acipenser ruthenus (sterlet)
Lineage: Eukaryota; Metazoa; Chordata; Actinopteri; Acipenseriformes; Acipenseridae
Gene: cavin4a
Product: caveolae associated protein 4a
Exons: 2
Coding region: 261-1373 (370 amino acids)
Biological process (GO): regulation of gene expression
Cellular component (GO): caveola; cytoplasm
Source: RefSeq, a predicted model, not a curated record